AUGUGGUUAGCUCACUGGUACUUGAAUUGCUAUUUGGAAGCGACAACCCUUGCAGCUAUUGAGAAGAUUUGUGUCAGUGAACUAAGUGACAACUUUCUUGUGGUUAUGAUUCCCACAGAGUAUGAUUUGCUUAUAGCUAGCGCUAGAAAGAAUGAAAUCAUCACUGCUUUUGUUGAAGCUUAUGGACCUGAGGUCGUUUCUUCCAACAGCAAAUCAUUUACAUUUCAUGUUACUUAG
Messenger RNA from Sphenostylis stenocarpa, 237 nucleotides. The record is from the annotation of a GenBank genome assembly. NCBI's taxonomy places the organism in Eukaryota, Viridiplantae, Streptophyta, Magnoliopsida, Fabales, Fabaceae.